Pichia kudriavzevii is the source of this 486-nucleotide messenger RNA. RefSeq lists its product as uncharacterized. The record is from RefSeq and is a predicted model, not a curated record. The transcript has a single exon. The coding region runs from base 1 to 486 and encodes 161 amino acids. Gene Ontology annotation, cellular component: mitochondrion. Lineage: Eukaryota; Fungi; Ascomycota; Pichiomycetes; Pichiales; Pichiaceae.
AUGUUUCGCCAGUUUUCAACCUCUGCACGUUUACUCAAACAUUCUCCACAUACCGCCAAGAUUCCUCAGCCAAUAAAGGAGAUCGCCAACGUUGAGGCGUUCCUCACCCACAUUGGACACAAUACUGUUGAGUUCAAGGAGGCGUUCCCAACAUGGGAGUCGCUCUUCACAUCGUCCUCCAGGGAAAUGAAGGCCGCAGGUAUUGACGUCAAGGCAAGGAAAUACAUUCUCGACCAGGUGGAGAGAUAUAGGAAAGCCGCUCUUGUCACGAAAACCCCUGUCUUGGACGCCAUCAAGGAGAUCAAGCCUUCUGUGAAGAAACACGGCGGCGAACGGAAACUGAACCAAUACUUGGCCCAAAAGAGAAUUCUUGAAAGGAUCGAAUUGGCCAAGGCCUUGAAACAGUACAGAAAGGAAGAGCGUGCCAUCCUGCAAAAGUAUAAGGCUUUUGAAAGACUGCACUCAGAAUUGCACCAUACGCUGUAA